AUGUGGCGCCUAGUCAACUUUUUCCUGCUGCUGGCGGUUUCUUCGUCGCCAGCAGCGGCUGUAUUCCAGGAUGAAGUCGGUCAUGUCGACUUCCACCACGCCCUAUUUGGCUUGCCGCAGUCCGAGACGACCUUCUUCCACCGCCCGCGCAAGGACGACAAGGCGAGCCUCCUGUACACGGCGGGCGAUUCUGGCGUCUUUGGUGCCGUGAACCCGAGCAACGGCGCCAUUGUCUGGCGUCGUCAGAUAUCGGACAACGGUGCCCCCAUCACGAAUGAUGACGGUGUUGGUGGCGGGGUUCACUUUCGCGCCCCGGAGGACGAGGACUGGGUGGUAGCGGCGCACGGCUCGUCUGUACACGCCUGGAGCGCCCUGUCUGGCAGGAACGUUUGGACGACCCAAUUCGAUGGGCAGGUCAGGGAUCUGGAGAUUAUGGAAAUGACGGAGACGCCGCGUAAGGAUGUCUUGGCCCUCUUUGAUGAGGAGGGCGUCACUGUCCUGCGACGCAUCCAUGGCGCCCUCGGUACCGUCAUCUGGGAGUUCCGCAACCACAACAAGGACGUGCCCCUGCAGGUAUCGACCAACAUUGCCAACAUCCACGUCAUCUCGCUCCACGGAUCGCCUGGAUCUUACAACCUCAAGGUCACGGCACUCGACACGGCCACGGGCUCGCGUGUUAAUGACUGGGUCGUCGGGUCCAAGGGUGACGUCAAGACCGCUGCCGAUGUCAUGUUUGUUGGCGCCAACUCAGCUGCCCCCAUUGUCGCUUGGACCGACAGCUCCCUGUCGAAGCUCAGUGUUCACAUCCUAGGCGCAAAAGGAAAGCAAGAAAUCUCCCUACCGUCCGGCACUACUUCCGUCUCUGUCUACGCCCCCCAUAAGCUUCAGUCUCAGCCGCAUUUCUUGGUACACGCCAGGAGCGCGUCGGGUGGCAAAGCUGAGGUCUACCACACCAAUUUGAAAAAUGGCCAGAUCAAAAAAGCCUACGAACUCCCUCAUCUCGAGUCUCAGGAUGCCUUCUCCACAAGUUCAGACGCCGGCAACGUGUACUUCACUCGCAUCACUGAGGACGAAGCCAUCAUCGUCUCGUCCGAGUCCCAUGGCGUUCUUGCCCGGUGGGCCUUGGACAAGGCUAGCAACAUCAAGCCCGUCCGCGCCGUCUCCGAAGUCGUCAAGAAGCCAAGCAGUGACGACUAUGCUGUUCGCUCGGCGGUCGUCACCGUAGACGAAGACUGGGUACUAGUCCGCAACGGCGCCAAGGACUGGGCCCGUCCUGAGGGCCUUAGUGGAGCCGUCGCAGCUGUUUGGGCUGAUGUCCCCGAAGAUGAAGAUCUGGCGAAGGUUCUCGAGCAGGAGGCUCACACUAACCCCAUCUCUGCCUAUAUUCACCGUAUCAACCGUCAUGUUAAUGACCUGCAGUACCUUCCUGCCUGGAUCCAGUCGAUACCCAGGCGCUUCAUUGAUAGCGUCGUUGGCGAGGUGUCCUCCCCGACGGAUGGCAAGCUCCAUCGCGACUCGUUUGGCUUCAACAAGAUCAUUGUCCUGGCCACCCGUCGUGGACGCUUCUACGGUGUUGAUACUGGUAACGGUGGCCGUAUUGUGUGGUCAACUCUUGUCUUCCCCCAGCCGGCUGGCCAGUCCUUAGAUAUCAAAGGCAUUGUGUCCAAGGAGGGAACACACUCGACCGUCAUCGCAUCUGGCUCCAAGGGUGAGUAUGUCGAGAUUAACGCCAUCACUGGCGAGGUCCUCAGCGUCGUCGUCCCUGAGGCCCCACUUGCCGUCACCAGCGCUUCCGUUGUCGAGGGUGCCAACGGCCCCUGGCUUCUGUCCUUUGACUCCGAGGGCAAGCUCCUCGGCGACAUUCCCACUGAUCAGGUUCCCAAGGACACCAUUGUCAUCCGGGACAACAAGGACGUGCUCAAGGGCUUCAAGAUCGUCACCAGUGGCGAAAAGCUCGAGAAGCAGGAAGUCUGGCAGCUCCAGGCCCUCCCCGACCAGCAUAUCGCUGACAUUGCCACGCGCGCAUUCCACGACCCGGUUGCCUCUAUUGGCCGUGUCCUUGGCGACCGCAGCGUACAGUACAAGUACUUGAACCCCAACAGCAUCACUGUGGCUCUCGUCAACUCAGAGGCGUCCACGCUAUCUGUCCGCACCGUGGACACGGUCUCGGGCCAGAUCCUUGCCUCGCAAGAGUACGAGGGCGUCGAUGGCACCAAAUCCGUGUCGUGCACCAUGGCCGAAAACUGGCACGUGUGCUCCUUCUUCGGGCAGUACAAUCUCAACGACGGCACCGGCCGCCUAGUCAAGGGAUACCAAAUCGCUUCGUCGGAUCUGUACGAGUCUGCUGCGCCCAACGACCGCGGCCCGCUCGGCGAUGCGGCCAAUUCGUCUUCCCUUGAGCCCGUCGACAGGCCUACGGCCCCGCCGCUCCCCUGGGUCGUCUCCCAGACGUGGGUCACCGGCCAGCCACUCGACAAGAUGACAGUCACCCAGACCCGCCAAGGAAUCAGUAACCGGCAGGUCCUAGCCUAUAUGCCCGAGACGCACGCCAUCGUCGGCAUUCCCCGUAUGGCCGUCGACCCCCGUCGCCCGGUGGGACGGGACCCCACCCCUGCCGAGAUGGAGGCUGAGGGUCUCCAGCGCUACGCCGCCGCCCUGGAGGUCGAUCCGCGAAGCAUCGUCUCCCACGAGCGCGAUGUCAUUGGUGUUCGUGCCAUUGUCGCCGCCCCCGCUGUCGUGGAGAGCACAAGUCUCGUCGUAGCGUAUGGCGUUGACGUCUUUGCUACGCGCGUCGCGCCCAGCGGUGUCUUUGAUAUCCUCGGCAAGGGUUUUAACAAGGCUAGUCUGAUACUCACUGUCGUUGCCUUGUUUGGUGGUGUCGUGUUCUUGGCCCCCAUGGUCCGUAGCAAGCAGAUCAACCGCAUUUGGGAGGCACCCAUGUAA
Messenger RNA from Geosmithia morbida, 2943 nucleotides. Its product is annotated as Protein of unknown function (DUF1620). Gene Ontology annotation, molecular function: protein binding. The coding region runs from base 1 to 2943 and encodes 980 amino acids. Gene Ontology annotation, biological process: protein folding in endoplasmic reticulum. Gene Ontology annotation, cellular component: EMC complex. The record is from RefSeq and is a predicted model, not a curated record. The transcript has 2 exons. Lineage: Eukaryota; Fungi; Ascomycota; Sordariomycetes; Hypocreales; Bionectriaceae.